Molecule: messenger RNA, 6744 nt
Organism: Acanthaster planci (crown-of-thorns starfish)
Lineage: Eukaryota; Metazoa; Echinodermata; Asteroidea; Valvatida; Acanthasteridae
Gene: zfp64
Product: ZFP64 zinc finger protein
Biological process (GO): regulation of DNA-templated transcription
Molecular function (GO): RNA polymerase II cis-regulatory region sequence-specific DNA binding; DNA-binding transcription factor activity, RNA polymerase II-specific
Source: RefSeq, a predicted model, not a curated record
UUUCCGUGAAGUGAAAAUGGCCCCCGUUCCUCGUGCAUGUUGUGGCAAGCGAUGAAUUGACUGUCCUGCCUCCAUGAUCUCACAAACAGUACAUCAGGGAUGGUGUGCAAGUGCAUUUCAGAACAUCAUGAAUUCCGGGCAGAUUGAAGUUUCGAUACAGCAAUCAAAAGGACAAGGGAUCUGUACAGACAAAAGAUGGCAGAUGAAGAAGCUCCAUGCACUACUCUCUGGAUAAAGCCCAAAAGAUGGAUGGCUUUGGAAACAAUGUUUUCAGGUGCACAGGGGUACUUUCUCAAGACCGGUUGAAGAAUUUCCCUUUGAUAAGGCUACACUUGAACUAGGCAGAUAGGGACCUAGCUAUUUUGUCCAAUAUGGACCACGUGGAUGAUGUUCAUAUCUGUGGCAGAUGCAAAGCCCAGUUCACAUCCAUAGAAGUCUUCUUUGGUCACAAGAGGACUGGGUGCCAGACAAAGCAGAGCACCCACCCAACUGUUGACACCAGUCUGUUAAGAGCAGCCACUUCGUUUGUAAACCCAGCAAUGACAAUUGCCAGCACACCCACCAGCAUCCCAUCCACCACCACCACUACCAGAAAACAACGGCGGAAGCCCAUCCUUCUUGCCUCGACACCCAAGGUUGCUCAACCAGUGGCACCCAGCAACGCCACCCCUGCUCAGCCCUGUGACCCCAGCACUUCCUUGAGCGCCGAGCAGAACUUCAAUGAUUUGGCUCCCACGUGCAGUCCAGGGCUUCCGCAAACUGGCAGCGACACCUUGACACCGAGUACAGCCAGAGAAAGCUUGAGGAUUGUGGGAAACUGUACAAGCAAGCAAAGUACAACCACAGAUGGCACCAAAACUGAGGGGAAGAGUAAAGUAAAAGGUGAAAAAUGCUAUAAAUGUCUCCAUGAAGGCUGUGACUUUGCAACCGCACACUUGAAAGACAUCAUUCGUCAUAAGCGAAUACACACAGGUGACAGGCCUUUCUCCUGUAGUUUCUGCCAGCGUCGAUUUACCCGCAAGGACAAGCUCCAGCUUCACAUCCGCACCCACAAUGGCCAGAAGCCCUUCCGGUGUGAGCUGUGCACGUACGCGGCCGUGGAUGGGGGCAGCUUGAAGAAGCACAUGCGCACCCACACGAAGGAGAGGCCCUUCAAAUGUCAGAUCUGCUCCUAUGCCAGCCGCAACUCCAGCCAGCUGACCACCCACCUGCGAAUCCACACUGGCGACACGCCCUUCCACUGUCAGCAGUGCUCUGCCAAGUUCAAGAUCAACACGGACCUGCGGCGUCACCUGCGAAUCCACACGGGCGAGAAGCCAUUCAAAUGUUCAUUCUGCCCUUACGCUAGUGCCUUGAACAGCAACCUGAAGUCGCACAUCAAGAACAACCACCUCAGGGAGAAGAAGUUCCAGUGUGAGGAGUGUAGUUUUACGUGCUGCACCAAGAGACAGCUGCGGCAGCAUGAACGCACUCAUCCCUCACACAACCCGGUCAAGUGCCUCGAGUGUGGCUUCCUGUGCCAGAACAAGAGAGCCUUCCGCAGACACAAGCGCGUGCACAGCAAGGAGAAACCCCAGAUGUGUCCCCAUUGCUCAUUCACGGCGAAGUACCACAGUCAGGUAGCUUACCACAUGAAGAAGUCCCACCCUGAUCUCCUCGCAAAACCGAAGCAGCCAAGAAAAGUCACUAAACAGAAGAAGUCCAAAGAGACCGGCAAGUCAGAGAGGAGGAGGAAGCCAAACCCUUCCACGGUUCAGCUGAACGGCAAGAAGCCAUACAAGUGCGACGAAUGCAAAGAUUCCUUCAUGCGGAAGGAGUCGUACCUGAGUCACAUGAGACAGCACAAGAACCCCAGCAUUGAAAGCACUGCCUUGGCCGUAAUGCAGCUGCAGCAGCGGCCCCUGGUGCCAACCACGUGCACAGUUCCAACCAGCCCAACCCACCUGAUGGGAAGUACAUGUAUGGCCAAUUCAAACCAGAACAACAACAGCAUACUCAGUGAGUUGAACCCUACGGCUUCUUCAUGCACCAAUGAUAUUGAGAUGCUGUUGAAUGUCAUAAACUCUCAAGCCCCUGUGAAUGCAGUUUCUGGCAAUCUGGACCCUGGUGUAAAUGCCAGGAAUUCUGCACCGAAACAGCCACAUGAAAGCACAACCCAGGCUUUGGUGUCGACGCAGUUGGUUGAUAGUUUCCCUCAAAUGAUUGCACUUCCAAAACGGCCCAAGCAUGGCACCUCCGUGAACAACAACAGCAGCAUUGGCAGUCUGCCGCCACACUCUAUCACCAUUAUCCAGCCAGAACAGAUCAGUGGUGACAGGGUCACUCUCGAGGUUAUCUCGCACAGUGCUGUUGGUGAAAGUUCGCCUGGAACUCUGGACCAGGCCAACACUGGCCUCAACAUCUCAGGCCAGCAGUUUGUUCUCAGACAGCUUCCCGUGGUCAGAAAUCAACCGUUACUUCACAUCCCCCAGUUACAACAUCCGGAGUCACAGGUACCACCAACUGUGCAGCCAGCAAAUCAACAGAUGAUACGCAACCCACUGAAUCAGACCACACCCCAGCUGCCGGUGCCCAUCAGUUUGAGUGUGCCGCACAGGGGCUUCCUUCCUUCAUUCAACAGGCCUGUAUUUUCUGUGAGCCACAGUGCUGUGGGUGGUGCAACUUUGACCCAGAGCUCGCAACCACAAGGGCUGCCCAAUCCGAUGCACCCUCAGGGCUUUCUACAACCGCCACCCCCAGUGCCUACAGUUAACCAGCAAGUUGACAACACAUCCUUACUUGGUUCUAGUAACUUACAGGCAGACUUGAUGCAGGCAGACCUGCAGUGCACAACAUUAUCAUCCACCGUUCCUCAAGUUCAUCAACCACCCAGCUCAGCUCAGCAGCACGUGUAUAGCAAUGUUAAUCAGUUUCAAACGGGUAUACAGCAGUCACAGGUGGGCACAUCACCUGCCUUGCUUCCCUCUGCCAAUAUGCUGCACACGUUCACCAAGUUCCCCUCACAGGCUUCAAAUGUUGACAGCCGCACGGGUCAGCUGCAUGUGAUGUCCCAGCACCAGCUUCAGGACACCAGACAACAUCAUCCCAACCACCAGCCGCAGACCUCGGCUCAGGCCACUACUGCAACUCAACUCAUUGGCGCACUGUUCGGACAGCAUGUCGCGAAUCAUCCCCCUCAGGUGCCAUCACAGCAGCAGCAACGGACUGUGGAACCAGUGAGACACCAUUCUGCACCUCCUCACAACAGCAUCCUCCACGCACCCCAACUUGCCCCCAUUACUGCAUGCAGUACCUUCACGUCGCCCAGUUCAGUGGGAGAUGUAAACCUCACGUCACUCAGGGUCAUGACCGCAGGGGCAAUCAUCCCAGCCACCCAGCCCCAGACAACAACUUCCAUCUAGAUUCCUGCAAGGCCCUCUGCAGUCUCCUGUGUGCAAUAUAUAUCUGAUGCUGCAACCAGUUAGGAUCAUUGGAAGUGUUAACAUCUCAGCUGACCCAGCGAUGCACAUUGACCCAGGUGAGAUUAGAAGGCAUCUCUCAAAUUCCUGAACCGACAGUGGAAGACUAGACCUGACCAGAUCCAAGGGAUCAGGUCACACCAGGACAGAUUUCUCAUCUUUAGGAAAGCCUAAACCAUGGACAGGCUUGGAAGGCUCGUUCAACCUCUUCUCCACAUCUGCUCGCCCUGAGGACAAAAAAGGCAAGCAGACAUACAAUUCAAUUAUUGUGUUAGCUUUACAUCAGUCAUGUCUUGUAUAUUUUUCUUUGACUUUGGUGCAAAGACAUCUUCUAAAACAUAGGAACGUUAUUUAUUUUGAGGGUCACUUGUAGCAUUGAGGUUUUUUUCUUUUACUUAUAAAUUUGUGCAUAUGAUUAUUACACUGAUCAAACCUUGUCAUGUCAUUGUUUAAACAUCUUAAAAGGUCAUCCAAAGUGAAAAUAUAGCACCCAUGCUGAGAUAAGCCUGAGUAUGGUUGAACUAGUCUGGUGCCUACAUUUUUUCCUCCUCCUAACUCUUUUUUUUUCGCUAAUUUUUGUUCAAACAUGAACGGAGGAGUGGUGCUUAUUUAUACAAGUUAAUUUAUGAAUAUGUAUUAUCCAGUUUCUAUUUAUGUGAUUUGCAGUACAACUUUACAAUACUGAUGAGGCUUUAUCUUGGUCUGAGGGAACAAGUUUUUUGGUGAUCUAUAAAAGUUGAAAACAUGUAUUAAAUGGUACUUCUUUAUUUAAGGGAUCUCCUUAUCCACAGUCUGAACCUUUCACUUUUAGGGCAACUUAAAUUGAAGGUACAUACUUCCAUUGAAAGCAUUUUAAUAAGUUAUUUUAUUAUGGUACAAACAUUGAUGUCCUACUGCUGCGCUCGCAAGAUGCACAUCACACAUCUAACCACAGGGUUCAUGGUACUAACAUAUGAUUGGCCAUCAUAAAUUGACUUACUGUUGAGAACGUAGAACCCGCAAUCUGAUUGGCUCAAAGUUAUGAGAGCCAAGCUGCUGAUUUGUUGACUGAGGUGUUAUGACCAUUUACUGUGGAUCCUUGAAUGGGAUAGGAAUGCGAUAGGUUCCUCAGUUGAACGUCAGUUUGUACACACUGUUCUCAUCCCCUAUCAAAGCAACGCUAUUCUAGCCUUGUUACAAGUAAAGUGUAUGUACCACCGGUUUUAUUGUUCAAGUACAUAUCCAUCUGUUGUUCCAGACACAAUUCAAAUCAGGGGGAACUACAGUUGUUAUAACAUUGAUUGUCAAGAUUUUACUUUGUUUUGAAUGAACACCAACUUGUAUAGGUAGUGGAGUCUAUUUGUCAUCGUGGUUUGUUUUUUUUUUGCCAAAUCAGAGGGUUGUUUUCAGAACAGCCAUUAUUCAAAUGAACACCAUGUGAUGACCUGUGAAUUAUGUUUCUAUGAUUGAUAAGACCAGACUGUCGGCUUAUUCAUGUCUGUCAGAUUGGUGUACUGAUCGCCAGAUCCUGGCUGAUCGUUUGAUUCCAUCCAGCAUUUGGCUGAGUGAUAGCUGACCAAUUUGACGCCUCUUAAUUAAAAGAUUUUGGCCGUUUGUCGUCCCGACGAUCACUCACAAUGGCAAUUUAAUCAAUUUCUGGAUUUGAUUGUUUGAAUUUUUUUCUAAUCUCUGGCUAUUUGCUGCAUUAAUCAUUCCUUUUGAUGGGGACCAAUUUCAUAUGGUUAAUUAAGGUGAUUAUCAAUCACAGUGAGGUUUUUGUUAAUAAAGUUUUCUUUGGCAGGUAUUAUGUUUUCAUUAUUAGAUAUGUUGAGUCAUAUAGCUUAAGGUUAGGCAAUUCUAUGAUUAAUCAAAUUUUGAUAAAUGAAAGUCAUUGAGUGCCUUCAUUGUUAUAGAUACCACUAUCAAAAAUCAAGAUCUUAAUUAAUUUACUUCCUUUGUUUACAAACGGUUAAAUUUGAAAAGCUAGAAAGUUUUAUCUUCAUGUCAACUUUUUACAUUACUUAAUUUUUUAUAUCCCAAAUACAAUAAAUGUUGGUAAUUUCCAUACUAUGUCUAUAAACUUUUGGUAUUUUGGUAUCUGUUCCUUCUUGUUACUUUUAAACCCUAAAGUAGCUGCGUUGUUCAAAUGAGUUCACAGCACUGUAGCAUUCCUUGACAAGUUGUUCAACAGAAGUCCAUUACAAUCUGUUCGCGACAGUGGAAAUACCUGUGUGUUGUGGCAUCCCUUUUAGUCAUGGAUGAGGCCAUUAUAGUCACUUGCGUUUGUUGAACUUGCUAAAAAUUGAUGCCCAAUCUUUUUCCUAAUUAACUGCGCUAAUCCGUGAUUUUGACAUAAAUGCUUCGCUACUCGUGCUACUGUCACAGAAGCCCUCCCUUCACCUGAGGUCCGCUGGGAAAUUCUGUUGGAAACCCUUUGUUGUCGUAACUUUCACGAUUUGUGAUCAACAAGCCCUGGUGAUGUAAAAUCUGAUAUGCGUAUCAUAUCCGUGAGAAAACAACGCAGGGGAAGUGCUGAUCCACCGUGUAGCUGUGGUGCGAUUACAGGGACUGUGGAAAAUGCACAUUGGAGUGUUGUAAAAACAAUGUUGGUGUAAUGCGGGGGAUAUGAAUGACAGAAAAUACUGUUUGUCUAUUCAACCUGGCUCUUUCAGGUCGGGGGGGUGAAGGAAGGAGGAUGGAGAAAAAAAAGAGACAGCCCCCCAAAAAAUUGAGUGAUCAUCGGAACAUUUGCAUCGUAAUUGCUUAGUUUGGCUCGUCCAAGUCUUAAUGCGGCAAACGUGCAUCAAUCAUUUUGCUACGGACAGUCACAGGGAAAUAUACAAAGGAUUGGUGGUAGCGCCAUUGUAGCCCACAUACGUUAAGUGGCAGCGCGACCAAGGGGAGGAUUUGAUAUGGCAUCAUAUUUCGUAUAUCUUUCUUGCCCCCGCUGAUAUCCGAGGCACUAUCAUUGCUUACAGGAUUGGGCUGUAAAGCAUAAGGGACCUUUGGGUUUUGAUUUGGGUGGGGGGUUAUUUUUGUUUCUGCUUUUUUUUAAAUACUUUCUGUGUCAUGCCAUACAUUUAAUUUCAAAGCCUAAUCAUGCUUACAGUGUACAUAUAUGUACCUUUAGAAAUAUAUUCAUGUUUUGACUGUUAGCAAUUGCUUCUGUGAAUAAAAAAUUUUAGGUUUCUUGGAUAAAUCUAUUUCCUAUUUUUUAAAUCAGUUUAACAAAUGUGACACACAGCUAGUUUUAAACCUGUUUGUCUUCCGUAUACAUUUACUUGUACAAUAGUUUUGAAACUGCAAU